GAUGCACAUGGAUCCCCUGAAAAGGCAAUCACAGAUCACAGUGGUGAAAAAAAGAAACUCAACAAAUCCCAGCAGCUGAAACAAGUUUUUAAAGAAUAUGGUGCUGUAGGAGUUUCAUUCCAUGUUGGAAUUUCGUUAAUAUCUCUAGGAAUCUUCUACCUGGCUGUGUCAAGUGGUGUGGACAUGCCCGCAGUUCUCUUCAAGCUGGGUUUCAGCGAGUCCUCGCUGCAGUCCAGCCUGGCUGCUGGGCCCAGCCGCUUCCUGCUGGCCUAUGCCGCUCACAAGCUGUUCGCCCCGCUGCGGGUCAGCAUCACCCUCGUCUCCGUGCCGCUCCUCGUGCGCUACUGCCGCAAGAUGGGCUUCUUCAAACCUCCCGCCCCAAACCCAUGA
Messenger RNA from Merops nubicus (carmine bee-eater), 390 nucleotides. RefSeq names its product family with sequence similarity 210, member B (gene MIMS2). The transcript has 2 exons. NCBI's taxonomy places the organism in Eukaryota, Metazoa, Chordata, Aves, Coraciiformes, Meropidae. Gene Ontology annotation, cellular component: mitochondrion. The record is from RefSeq and is a predicted model, not a curated record. The annotation marks the transcript as partial.